AUGCAAUCGAUUCAAUCAAUUGAUAUCCCUUCUUUAGUUAAUUCAUUUCCCAGUAGACUCUUUUAUGCGUGUACAAAAUUACAAACAAUUAAUAUACCAAUGAAUUCACAACUCAUAUCAUAUGGGUGGAAUUCACUUGGUUUGACUUUAAUAAAUACACUAUUCAUUCCACAAAAAUUGAAAAUACUGGCUCAAGGCUGUACUGAAUAUACAAAUCUAGAAUCAUUUACAAUUCAUCCGGAAAACACAGAAUUUAGGAUAGAAAACAGUAUUGUUAUCUCAAAAGAUAAUGUUACCAUCUUAUAUCCAACAAAAUUAACAGGACAUGUGAAUAUUCCUUAUGGGAUUGUAGGAAUUGGAGGUUCUUCAUUUAGUACGUGCAGAUUUACUUCUAUAAAUAUUCCUAAUACUGUCCGAACAAUCGGAUCGUAUGCCUUUCUUGCUACAACAUUGAAUGAAGUUAUUAUUCCUGAUUCAGUAACAUUUAUUGAUAUGUAUGCAUUUUGUACCCCAUAUCUUAAGAAAGUUACACUAUCAAAGAAUUUAACUGUCCUAACAGAGGCAUGCUUUAAAGGGACACAGAUCACCGAAAUAGAAAUCCCGCCAAAUGUGAAACAAAUUGAUAAUAUGUGUUUUACAGGAUGCAAGCUAACAGUCGUUUACUUACCGGAUAGUGUUAAGAUGCUGAAUGGAAAAAUUUUUGAUGAUAAUGUUGAAAUCAAAUUUGGAAAUAACUCAAAUUUGUAUGUUAACCAGGAUUUCCUCAUUAUGAAUAAACAGAACACAACUGUCAUUCAACAUAUAGGACCAAAUUCAAAUAUUCAAAUUUCAAUUCCAUCAACAGUUACAACAAUCGGACAAAAUGCUUUCAGAGAUAAAACUAACCUAAUUGAGAUAUCAUUUCAACCAGAUUCCCAGCUCGAAGUAAUUAAUGAAUAUGCUUUCUUUAAUUGCAUAUCUAUGGUUUUUACAAGAUUACCACAAACAGUAAAAACAAUUGAAGGAUCUGCAUUUUUUCAAUGUUAUAAGCUCCAAUCAAUAAGUUUCCCAAUUCUUACCUCAAUCGGAAAAAAUGCAUUUCAAAAUUGCAUAGGGCUUACAUCAGCAGACAUUCAACUUUCGAGCGUUGUCACUCUUGAUGAUUAUGCAUUUAUGGGAUGCAAAUUAUUGCCAUCAUUUAACUUGCCAAGAAAUAUCAAGUAUCUUGGCAUUAGUGUUUUUCAAGACUGUAUCAAAUUGAGCAAAGUACUAUUCCAAUCAACAUUAAUUUCCAUCAAGGAAUCUUGCUUCCAAAAUUGUGCACUUGACAACGUUGAUUUAUCUCAAUGCACAAAUCUUCAUGAUAUUCCAAACAGAUGUUUUUACAACAACGCUAAUCUCCAGAGUAUAACAUUUCCUCCAUCGAUAAGUACAUUUGGAAUUUCAUCACUUUCGAUGACAGCAAUUACAUCUUUCACUGCAACAUCAAAUGUUAACACGAUAUCUACGAAAGCGUUUGAUGGAUGUCCAUUACUGACUGAAUUUAUCAUUGAUCAAGAUUCUGUUCUUACUCCAUCAGGACUUGGUGUUGAUGUUUUCAGGAAUUGCCCCAAGUUACGAAAUAUCACAUGCCUCAGUCAAAACUUCCAUGUAAUCACCAGCGCAUUGUUCACUCCUGAUGACACAAUCCUUAUUAUUUUCCCGCCAGCAUCUCAUGUUUCUUCAUUUGGUCUUCCAGGAACAGUGAAAACUUUUGGCGAAGGUGCAUUCUCGUUCUGCUCUAAUCUUCAGUCUGUUUUCAUUCCAUCUGACAGCCUUACAAGUAUCUCCACUCGUGCAUUUGAGGGAUGCACAUCACUCUCUUGGAUCAACAUUCCUAUAUGCGUUCAAAAUAUUGGCAACAAUGCGUUCAAGGAUUGUUCGAAUCUUCUAUGUGGAGUCAAACUUGAAAACAGUACAAAAGCAUUUAUCAGUCAGAUCGUUCCGAGCAGUGGACUCAGCAAGCAAGCAUUGAACUCUUGUCGUGUUCAAUCCUGUGCUCGUGGCCUUCCAAAGACUUCCCUCUCAUAUUCAACAUUUGUUGUUAUUAUUGUUAUGUAA
Trichomonas vaginalis G3 is the source of this 2079-nucleotide messenger RNA. RefSeq lists its product as uncharacterized. Lineage: Eukaryota; Parabasalia; Trichomonadida; Trichomonadidae. The transcript has a single exon. The record is from RefSeq and is a predicted model, not a curated record. Bases 1 to 2079 code for a protein of 692 amino acids.